GGAGAGAAGAGUAUUCUUUCUUAGGGUACAAACAUUUUCCACUAUUGUUGUGCGACUCUGAAACCAGCAAGACAGCAGCCACUUGUCGAGAGAUACUGCUCAAACAGCCUUCACUUCUAAUUUUGGAUGAAGGGCAUACUCCAAGGAAUGACAAUACAGAUGUAUUGCAAUCCCUUGCCAGAGUGCAGACACCUCGCAAAGUUGUACUUUCAGGAACCCUCUACCAAAAUCAUGUGAAAGAGGUGUUCAACAUUUUAAAUCUAGUUCGUCCAAAAUUUCUCAGACUGGAUACCUCUCGAGCUGUUGUGAAUCGCAUAAUGAGUAGAAUACCUGCAAGGAAGCCAUCCAAAGCAGGUGCGGACACAGCUUUCUGUGAGUCAGUAGAGCACUCACUUCUCAAGGAAGAUGAUUUCAAAAGGAAAGUGAGUGUCAUACAAGAUCUACGUGAGAUGACCAGUAAGGUCCUUCAUUAUUAUAAAGGUGAUGUCUUGGAUGAGCUUCCUGGACUUGUUGAUUUCACUGUAGUACUGAACCUGAGCUCCAGACAGAAGAGUGAGCUUCCUAAGUUGAAUACUUUGGGCAGAGAGGGCAAAAUAUUUAAGAUGUCUGCUGUUGGAAGUUCUGUUUUUCUGCAUCCGGAAUUGAAUUCCCUUCCUGAAAAUAGUGUCCCUACAGAUGAUAAGAUGGAUGAGAUUUUAGUGAAACUAGAUUUAGGAGAAGGUGUCAAAGCUAAAUUCUUUUUUAAUAUGUUGAACUUAUGUGAGUCCGCUGGAGAAAAGUUACUUGUGUUUGGUCAGUACCUUCAGCCCUUGAAAUUUUUAGAGAGAUUGGUUGUGAAAAUUAAGGGCUGGAGUCCAGGGCGUGAAAUUUUUGUGAUCUCAGGUGAUUCAAGUGCUGAGGAUAGAGAGUGUUCCAUGGAGCGCUUUAACAGCUCCCCUCACUCAAGAGUUUUCUUUGGAUCAAUCAAGGCUUGUGGUGAAGGAAUCUCAUUGGUCGGGGCAUCCCGCAUUAUCAUUCUGGAUACUCAUCUUAAUCCAUCAGUGACCCGCCAAGCAAUAGGCCGUGCAUUCCGACCAGGCCAGAAAAAGAAAGUAUAUGCAUAUAGAUUGGUGUCUGCUGAUACUCAUGAAGAGAAAGAUCAUACCACUUGCUUCAAGAAAGAAUUGAUUUCAAGGAUGUGGUUUGAGUGGAAUGAGUUCUGCAUUUAUAGGAACUUUGAAUUGGAGACUGUCGAUGUGAAUAAUUGUGAUGAUCCCUUCUUGGAAAGUCCACUCUUAAGGGAAGAUAUAAGAAUUCUAUACAGAAGGUAGAUGCUGGCAUUGUAGGAUUAAACACAGUAGACUAACAAUCAGAAUCUAUACUCCAUCUAAAUUUAGAAUUUGGAAAGCUAGGUAAGAAAGUUUCAUACAACAAAAUAAUAUUCUUUUGAAAUGAUCAUUUUUAUUUGUCAGUCCGAAAAUCUGUUACAUAACUCAUUGGAAGCUUGAGGAUGUUCUGCUGCUUUUGUUAGUAACUGCUAAGUUAAAACGUCUUGUUUCAGACAUUUUCAGCAUUGUUUGUUGUCAGAAUCAACAGUAUCUGUACACAGAGAAGGUACAAACUUUACUACAUAGAAA
Molecule: messenger RNA, 1616 nt
Organism: Pistacia vera
Lineage: Eukaryota; Viridiplantae; Streptophyta; Magnoliopsida; Sapindales; Anacardiaceae
Product: protein CHROMATIN REMODELING 35-like
Exons: 2
Coding region: 318-1310 (330 amino acids)
Biological process (GO): gene silencing by siRNA-directed DNA methylation
Source: RefSeq, a predicted model, not a curated record